CAUCAAUAUGAGUAACAUCAAUAUUGCUACAGGAAGCAUUGGCGUCAACAUCCCUGUGGAACACUUUAGACACGUUGUAGAUUCCAUGCCCCCCAACGACAUGAGGCUGUUCUGAGGGCAAAAGGGGGUGCAACUCAAUAUUGGUGUUCUUCAACUCAAUAUUAGGAUGGUGUUCUUAAUGUUUUGUACACUCAGUGUAUACAUACUGUCAUUGGUCUAUGCCCCAUUGUUUGUUUGUCAAUGUCAUGGCUGCAUACAUUAUUUACAAACUCACAUCUAAACCACCUAAAACGAACGAUACAAAUCUAUAAUGUUAAUGUAACUUAUCAGUAUUGUAACUAGCCAGCUAGCUACAUAUUUUGUCACUAGCUAUUUUGUUUCGUGUGUCGCGUGCUCACUGCUCAAGUAGCCAGCGUCGUCAACGGUUACAAUCGGUAAUUGACUGCAUAGAAAGCCAGCUAGCCAGUCAUAGGCAAAUGUGUUGCAUGUUGUUUACGCAAAUAUCAUCAGAUAGCCAAGUACAAACUACAAGGCUAGUAGAGGUUGUCAAAAAGGAAGCUUCAAGAUCCUGAUAACAAACAAUCACCACCAUGCGUCGCAGAAGAUCAGCUUGUAGUGUCAAUUCUGACAGCAGUGAGAUCGAUAUUGAUCUCUUAGCUGAGACAGAGUUGAGCAAACUCCAGAGACAGUUUCGCAUCAUGGAAGGAGACAGGCAGGCGUACAGCGUAGAAUCACAGGAUCUCAUUCGCAGACAGCUGAGGGAGAUCCAAAGGCUCCAUGGUGAACGCGAGGAACUUCUCCGUAGCCUGCGUGUCUCAGAGAGUCCAUUCCGACGCUGGGAUGACGCAGACGCCACGCAAAAUCUGAGCAGCAUGCUGGUGUACCGCGACAGGGUGGAGGAGCAACUCGACUCUGAACAAGGGAAAAUGACUUAUCUGAGACAGGAGAUUUUGACUUGGGAGAGUAAGCUGGCUGGCCAGAGGAGAGGAGGGAGCACCACAUGCCUCAGUCAGAAGUCGGAGGCCAACCAGACACAGAAGGACAGCCUCAUCCUGGAGAACAAACUGGACAGGGGUCGUGUUCGCUUCAACAAGCUGUUGGCCAAGAACGGGCAGCUGAGAGAGGAGCUGAAGAUCCUGCACGUGGAGAGGAAGCAGUUCCUCCCCCUCUACUGCAGGAUGGAGAGGGAGCUGCAGGAGAUUCGCAAGGACAUCCGAGACAUGAUGGCUCAGUCCACUGCUGCCUUUAAGGCCAGAGUGGAGGCUUGGUGCAAACGGAUGCUGCUGAAGGAGAAAAAGGUGAAGGACUUGACCCAGUAUGGCACGGAGGUGAGCGAGCUGCAGCGGGUCAUCUCCCACGACCACCGCCUCAAGAUCUUCAUGAGCAUCAAGGGCAAUGAGUGCAGCAGCCAGGAGGAGGGCCAGGACCUGAGCUGCAGACAGGUGGAGGAGAGGCAGCGCAGGAGACUGGGACUGUACACUCAGGGAGGGGCUUUUGGGACUCUCGAUUCCCUGCAGGAGACCUUCCACAAGAUCCACUGUGUCACAGGGGAGGAGGACCUGCACAAGCUAGUGGGGACCUUCAUUCAGAUUGAAGAACAGAACUUUGCUUUGCUAAACUUUGUUAACGAGCAGAACAACGAAGCCGAGACCUUGAAGGACGAAAUCAACCAGAUCCGCUGUGAGAUGGAGGUGUUCUCCAGAGAGGAGCGCAGGCAGCAUGAGGAGCACAGGGCCAUGCUGCAGGGGGUCAAUGUGCAGCAGCAGGCCACAGAGCAGCAGGUGGGGGCCUACCAGCAGCUCAUCACCUCAGUGGGGAAGAUCCUCAACCAGCUCAAGACAGGAAUAGACAGUGUGUGCCACAACAUAGACUGUGACCUGUCAGUGAUCGAGGACAAGUUAGGCUCCUCGACCGGGAUCCGGGACAUUACCAUCAUGACUUACCUGGGAUUGGUGGAGCGCAGGACCAAUGAGCUGCUGACUUUGCAGUCUUUCCUCAGCUCCAAGGACCUUGAUAAAGAUUACAAUCCUAGAAUGGUUGCCAGACACGUCCUCGGACAAAGUCCACCACUGGUUAGGCAAAACAAAAUGGUUGAGCCUCCCAUUUCUGGGGAUGCCAAUGACCCAGAGGAGUCCCUGCUAACAGACAAGGUGAAGCCCCUCUCCAAGGACGAGCUGCUCCCGCUGGUAAUGACGAGGAUGCAGAGGAAGGCGAAGAUCGUCCAACCAGAGGUCCGAAAAUCAGCCUCCAAACUCAGCGUUGUGGCCAGCAGAAUCCGCCGCGGCUCCCUGGGACUCUGAACUCAUCAUCCUUUUAUGAAUUUUGAUUGGGACACACAAACUGCAAUAGUUUAUUGACCUCAUCCCUGGUAGUGUGACUUUAUCCCUGGUAGUGUGACCUCAUCCCUGGUAGCUGCAGACUGGGGGACAGCAGGAGGCCCACUCCUGUGGAAAGCAGCAUCACAGCCCAGCUUUCAUCAGCCAUUCAUAAUCUCUUACUUUUAUUAAAUUUACAUUUUAGUCAUUUAGCAGAUGCUCUUAUCCAGAGCGACUUACAGUUAGUGAGUGCAUACAUUUUCA
Messenger RNA from Coregonus clupeaformis (lake whitefish), 2579 nucleotides. RefSeq names its product outer dynein arm-docking complex subunit 1. The transcript is spliced from 15 exons. Gene Ontology annotation, biological process: cilium movement; outer dynein arm assembly. Bases 591 to 2300 code for a protein of 569 amino acids. NCBI's taxonomy places the organism in Eukaryota, Metazoa, Chordata, Actinopteri, Salmoniformes, Salmonidae. Gene Ontology annotation, cellular component: axoneme. The record is from RefSeq and is a predicted model, not a curated record.